GGACCAUACAGUCUAUGGUGUGGACGCGCUGCAUUAAUGCUGAACUACAAGAGGCUUUGAGACAGGCUCAGGACAUAACAUGGAUAUCUCUCUCACCAAAACUGUUUAUUGUGGGAAUGGAGGGAGCAACAGGAAUCUCUGCCUGUCUGACUGACAUCUCUCAGUGGAUGUCCGCACACUACCUGAAAAUCAGUUUACUCACGCUCCUCUGCUCCCUUCACUGGUUACCAGUUGUUGCCCGCAUCAGCUUGAAGACAUUAGUACUUGCGAACGGAUCGGGCCCAGUCUACAUCAAGGACAUGCCCUUCCACUCCGCUCUGCAUCCGCCAGUCGGCUUGUUGCUCCCUCACUACGAGCUAGCCACUCAACAAAAUCCCGACUGUUUGCUGUCCUGGCUCCCAAAUGGUGAAACAAGCUCUCCAUUGACAUCAGGACAGGCUAGAGACAGAUCUCUUCCAACUACACUUUGGUUAAGAAGAUAAUGAUUAUGAAGUACGCCUUUUGCCACCUCUACAACCUUACCUGAAGAGCCUUCAGAAAUAUUCAGCAGCACUGUGGACACAUGGAGUACACCAUACCAGCAAAGAAUAGAUAGAUUCUGAGAGAAGCGUGGCAGAGUGCUGACCACAAGAAAUUCACCCUGAGCCUCAGCUGAUUCAACUUGACCUUUUUUAUGUUGUGGUCAUAAACAUAUUACUCUGUCUACCACAUUCAAAGGCCUCCCACGUUUAUCCUCCAUCUGUGCCCCAGGAAUCUCACACUGCCUUCAAAAGGGCAAUGCCAAUCUUGCUUAAUGCCGACGCAUCCUUCAGCUCCAGGCAGGAGCUCCUGGACCUAAAGGAGUGCCCUGUCAGCGGGGGUCCCUCUCUGGACACCCCCAGUCCAGUGGACUCCAAGACAGGUAGCCCCACAGUUGCUCAUGGUCCCAUCCAGCCUGAUAUUUUUACUGGGGCUUCCACAGUCCCCGGGCAGCUAUAUGGGGUGGAGGCCACACCGUUUACAGAGGCACCCGUGGGAUUAAAGCUAAGCUCCACUGAUGUGGAUCAGCUAUGUGGCUGGGGGGCUGUGACCCCCAAAUUCAUUCAAGUUUUCAACACCUCUCGUUGGGUACUGUUUUUCCUCUGUGCCGCUAGUUUCCUCCAGGGGAUGAUAGUCAACGGCCUCAUUAACACAGUGAUCACAACAAUUGAGAAGCGAUAUGACUUGCACAGCUACCAGUCUGGCCUCAUUGCCAGCUCCUACGACAUUGCUGCCUGCAUUUGUCUGGCCUUCGUCAGUUACUUUGGCGGGACGGGGCACAAGCCUCGCUGGCUGGGAUGGGGGGUGCUGAUCAUGGCAAUGGGUUCCCUGGUGUUUUCCCUGCCUUACUUCACCACACCUCUCUACGAGGUCAGUGUGCCCCAACAAACAGGAAUGUGCUCUGCCAACCGUACCAGCCCAUGCCAGGACGAGCAGGGUGGAGGAUUGUCCAACUAUCGGUUUGUGUUCAUGCUGAGCCAGUUUCUACACGGAGUGGGAGCUACACCUCUCUACACAUUAGGGGUCACGUACCUGGAUGAGAAUGUCCAGUCCAACUAUGCGCCUGUGUAUAUGGGAAUCUUCUACACCGCAAGUAUUUUGGGUCCUGCCGCAGGCUAUCUGCUGGGUGGUUACUUCCUGAAAAUCUACACAGAGAUCCACCUGAUGGACCAGCAGCUCUUGCUCAAGCAGAGAACUGUUUGUCUGCUCUCAGGAUCUCAGAAGUACAUGGCCAUGCGGGUGUCUGAGGCCCACCAGAUUAAGGAUGGAAGCCACAGCAGAGCGUCAGACCCUCAGUUUGGCAAAUCAGUCAAAGACAUGCCAAGAUCGGUGCUGCUGCUCUUAAUGAAUCCCACUUUCCUGUUCCUGUGCUUGGCUGGAGCCACUGAGGCCAUCAUCAUCACUGGCAUGUCCACCUUUAGUCCAAAGUACUUGGAGUCUCAGUUCAAUCUCAGUGCCUCAGAGGCUGCUUCGUUGUUUGGAUACAUGGUGGUACCAGCGGGAGGUGGUGGCACCUUCCUGGGCGGCUACAUUGUGAAGAGGCUUAAGCUGCGCUGUAGAGGCAUCAUUAACUUCUGCAUAAUGUGCACAGCGUUGAGCCUGCUCACUGUCUUCAUCUUUCUCAUCCACUGCCCAAACAUGCCAAUGGCUGGUGUCAAUGCACCGUACCAUGUUGAUCUGAUGGAGCAACACCAACUGGACCAGUUUAAACCCAACAAGCUGCCCCAUAGUAACAGCUCUUCUAUCGAGGAGACCCUGAUAGUGGGCUGCAAUGCAGACUGUGGCUGUGUCAGGGAGCUGUAUAACCCUGUGUGUGGGGCAAACGAUGUGAUGUAUUAUUCCCCCUGCCACGCUGGCUGCAACUCCAUCAACCACACUCAACACUCCACUGGCAGAGUGGUGUAUUCUGGAUGUAGCUGUGUGGUGGGGAACGUGUCCUGGGGCAAGGCAGGCUUUGCUCUGGCAGGGAAGUGUGGCAGCUCCUGCCACCACAUGCCGGUCCUCCUGGCCUUCCUCUUCUUCAUCAUCUUCUUUACGUUCCUCUGUAGCAUCCCAGCGCUCACCGCUACACUCAGGUGUGUACCAGACAACCAGAGAUCCUUUGCACUUGGAAUCCAGUGGAUUGUUAUGCGGGUAUUUGGAAGUAUUCCAGGACCCAUACUAUUUGGCUCUGUGAUUGACAUCUCCUGCUUACUGUGGCAGAAUCAGUGCGGUGAGCGGGGCUCCUGUUACCUCUAUCAGAACUCAGAGAUGAGCCACUACAUACUAGGAGCUGGUAUUAUCUGUAAGAUUCUGGGGACAAUCUUCUUUCUCUUAGCCAACGUCAUGUACCAGCCUCCUCCUGAGUCGCCUCAAAGCAACUGUGAAGACAGCUCCAACAGAGCAGCAGACACGAGCGACCAGCCAAUCAAAGACCUGCCUGAAGACGGCGUCAUCGUCAACCUGCACACCAGGUUAUGACGUCAGACGGGCUCUAACCAUUGAGUUGGGAUCUGAUUGUGUGUGAUUUGUGCGGUUGUGUAUUUGUACUUUUAUCUUUGUGAGGACUCAUUUGACAUACAGGAUAUUUUGGGGAGGUCAGAAUGUUUGGGAUAAUUAUCAAAACUUCAUAGAGCUGUUUGAGGGUUAAGACUUGGUAUCAGGUGUAGGAUUAUAUUAUAUUAUAGUGUUUGGAUUGGGGAAGGAAUUGAGAUGUGAUGGUUAAGGGUAGGCCAAGAGGCUAGGGAAUGUUUGAUGUGAAUGCAUGUCCUCACAAAGACAGAAGUGUUUGUCUGUGUCUACAUCCACACAACAACAUUUUACAGGAUGUAGACUGUAUGUGUGUGUGUGUGUUUGUGUGUGUGUGUGUGUGUGUGUGUGGUGAUGUGAUGCUUCAUUUACACCGAUAGCCUUUUCUCAUCCAUAAUACCAUAAUGACACCACCCCCAACAUACACACGUGUACAUGCACACACACGGAAUCAAACGCACCUUAACCAUCAACACUUAAUGCCUAAAUCAGUACAAUAUCAUAAACCUGAACCUAAUUCUAACUCUAACCCUAAAACCAAGUCUUAACUCUCAAACAGCCCAAUGAUAGUAGCCCAGAGAAUGAGGACCAGCCAAAAUGUCAGGUUCUAGGCUCUAAAUGGUCGUCACAGUGAUCUACGUACACACACACACUGCUUUGUGUAGCUGUCUUGACUUUGCAUUGACCUACAUUCAUUCACUAACCCUAACCCAAAACUUAACCAAGACCUGUAGAAAGGUUUUACCUUAUUGACACUCAGCUUUGGUCCCUAUUAGGUCUACACUGCUUUUUCAUGUACCAGGAAGCAUUUCUACACAUAUACUGUAUACCCAAGCUUUGUUAAAUACAUUCAAAUUGGUUUUGUAUAAUGUUAGUCUGGUGACAUUGAUGUUCCUGCUUUGCUAUUAUGUCAUCAUCCAAUCUAAUGAAACAUAUCUGCCAUGAUAAUGAAGCAUUUACCAUGUUUUCUUCUGUUACACUGCUUUAUUGCUACACACCGAUAAAGCCACGGUCUAAUAUAUAUUGUGCCAGACCAACAGGCAAGUAAUAUUGAAGCCAAAUAAUUUUCCUAUCAUUUCAUAUUUCAAGCCAAG
Molecule: messenger RNA, 4121 nt
Organism: Paralichthys olivaceus (Japanese flounder)
Lineage: Eukaryota; Metazoa; Chordata; Actinopteri; Pleuronectiformes; Paralichthyidae
Source: RefSeq, a predicted model, not a curated record